Messenger RNA from Stegastes partitus (bicolor damselfish), 4721 nucleotides. It is a transcript of the gene cgnb, whose product is annotated as cingulin b. Bases 112 to 3675 code for a protein of 1187 amino acids. The transcript has 21 exons. Gene Ontology annotation, biological process: microtubule cytoskeleton organization. Gene Ontology annotation, molecular function: microtubule binding. NCBI's taxonomy places the organism in Eukaryota, Metazoa, Chordata, Actinopteri, Pomacentridae. The record is from RefSeq and is a predicted model, not a curated record. Gene Ontology annotation, cellular component: myosin complex; bicellular tight junction.
CCAUCGGCGCCGAACGGUUCUGCUGCUGCUGCUGGUGCUGGACGGACACAUGCUGGACCUCUGAUCCGGAUCAUCUCUGCAGGCUGCUCACACAGAAACCAGGAAGUGAACAUGAGCAGUCUCUCCACCGACAGGAAGCCACCCGUGGAUUAUGGCGUCCAGAUCCGCUUCAUCAAAGACCUCCACGACACCGGUGGCGGUUAUCCUGAUAAAUCCAAAGGGAGCACCAGUGCGACGACUCCUUCCAACAAAUAUGGCGUCGCCGUGCGGGUUCAGGGGAUCUCUGGACAGCCGUACGUGGUUCUGAAAGAUGGCGAGAAAGGCGACUCAUAUGGAGUUCAGCUGAACACUCCCACCACCAGCUCGGGGCCUCCUUCGCCGUACACCACCCCCAAAGUUAACAAAGAACCAGCAGAGUUCACCAACCCCUACGGCCCUGCUGUGAACACGUCACGCUCCCCUGUUUCUCCGGCGGAGGACGAGGAUGGGGAGAUUUUCGGGAGCCCUCUCAAAAGACCUCCUGGGGACGGUCAAGCAGGGACACAGGGGGAGGAGGAAGGUGGAGCAAGACAAGCAGAGAGGCCGAAAGCUGCACCCCAACCCAAAGCAGCAGUCGGCGAAACUGAGAAAAACAGAGAUCGGACUAGUGAGGAGGAGUACAACGAAGCAGGAUUGAAACCUGUCAAAUUAAACGCAGCGGGACCCAGAGCGGUUAAGCAAACUGCCUCUGGUUUCUCUGGCUCUUUGGGGAGGUACAACGGGAAGAAACCGAGCCCAGAUUCCCCUGCACAGCCAUUCCCCAAUCCUCCGGCGUCAACUGCCGAGGAGCCUGCACCAGCCAUCGACACCAACUCCCUGGCUCCCAUUAACAAGCUCAUCAGUAAGUUCAACAGCGCCGCGCCGGGUAGCGCGCCGCAGACCAGAGGCCGCCCUGGAGCAAGGCAGCGACUCAAGUUCGACGAGCGCAGGAGGUCCAGAAGUCUGGACGCUCGAAAAGAGCCAGAAAACUCCCUCCCCGCUCCCAUUUCUCCCACUCUGAAUCCCUACGCCGCUCCGUUGUCUGCCUCCUCCAGUUUAUUGAUGUCGUCUGCUCCGGCAAGCGGUAACCUGGGAAAGAGCCCUGCAUCUGUUGCCAAGGUGACGGCACUCGAGGCCCCCAAAGCGAGCUACAAGUCACCAGAGAAGUUUGUUGCCAAGGACACCCCUCCAGCUGUGGCAAAAAAGCCUGAGAUUCUGCCAAGGAGCCAAAGCACAGACAUCACGAGAGUCUCGAGUCAAGAGGCCCAAUUCAACCAGUCUGUUUACAAUACCUUCAAAGCUGACACCAGUGAGAGUGAAGGGUCCAUCAUAAGGAAAGUCAACCACAGCUAUGAGACAAGCAGCAGUUUAAAGAAAGGAGGAAAGUUGAGCCUUGAGGAACUUGAGGAGCAGCUCAAACGCUGCAUGAAAGACCUGAAGCAGGCGCAUGAUGAACUGGCCGAGGAGCGAAUGGCCCGAGAAGGUGCAGAGUCUCGUCUGCGGCUGCAGGAAGAUCAGCUGGCCGGGCUUCAGGAAGAGUUGAGGAUGGUUUCGGAAAACUCCCCUCACUCGGACUCGCUGCAGGCGGACGUGAUGACUCUGCGGGCUCAGCUGGCCGAGGCCACCUUGUUGCGUCAGCGCCAAGAGGACGUGCUCCACCAGCGGGAGCGCGAACUGACGGCGCUGAAGGGGGCGCUGAAGGAGGAGGUGGAGUGUCACGACCGGGAGAUGGAGGCUCUGAGGGAGCAGUACAGCCAGGACGUGGAGAACCUGAGGACGACCAUGGAGCAGGUCACACAGUCCCAGGAGCAGAUCGAGGAGGAGAGGCAGAGGGUGAACGCCUCCAUGUUGACGCUGGAGGAAGAGCUGGAGAGCUGCAGAGAUCAGGAGGAGCAGUGGAAGACGGAGCUGGAGGCCACCACGCAGGAGCUGCACAGCACCAGAGAGGAGAACGGGAAGCGCUCCGGCAGUCGAACGUUGCAAAAGUCUCGCUUGGAGAAGGAGGAAUUUGAGGGCACGCUGAAGGAUCUUCAGGAUUCGCUGCUCGCCAUGAAGAAACAAACGCCUGACGAUAACCGCUCCUCAGCAGAGGAGCUUCAGCGUUGCCAUGACGACCUGAAGCGGGCUCGCGCCGAUCUGGACAAACAAAAGGGCGAGCUGGACGAGAAGAGCGAGGCGCUCCAGGCCCUGAGGAGGGCGAGCGGGGAGAAGGAGGCCGAGCUGCGGUCCGAGAUCGGCCGGCUGAAGGAGCAGUCACAGAAAGACAAGGCCGAGCUGGAGAAGGCGAAGGAGUCAUCAGGAAAGUCUGUGGUGGACGGCACCAACCUGGAGCUGCAGGAAACGAACGCUCGUCUCAGAGAGAGGCUGGCCCGCAUGACGAGGCUUCACUCCCGGAGCUCGGAGGUCGAUGAGGCGGUGGAGGCUCUGGAGGACGAGAACCGCUCCUUGAAGACUCAGCUGGAGGAGGCCAAGAGAGGAGCCACCCGGCUGGGCAAGGAGAGGGACGAGCUGAGCCGGCGGCUGGAGGAGAGGGACCUGGAGAGGGAGGCGCUGAGGAGGGGCAAGAGCGACCUGGAGGAGCAGAAGAGGCUGCUGGACCGAGCCCUGGAGAAGAUCAACAAGGAGAUGGAGAUGAUGAUGGGAGACUCCCGUCAGUCGGUGUCCGCCCUGCAGACGCAGCUGGACGACUACAGGGAGCGUUCGAGGAAGGACCUGCUGGAGGCGCAGCGCAGCAGCAAGGACAGACUGGCUGAGCUGCAGAGGGCUCAGAGCAACCUGAAGGCUCAGCAGGAGGAGGUUUCCCGUCUGAAGAAGGAGCUGCUGGUGUGCAGCGAAGAGAGAGACAGCGCCCAGCUGGAGCGAGACCUCCUCAACAACCGGCUCAAGCACUUGGAGAGCGAGUUGGAAUCGGAGAAGAGCACCCACACGGACCGCGGCCGGGAGAUCAGAGGCCUGGAGGAUAAAAUUAAAUCGCUGGAGAUCGAGCUGGAUGAGGAGCGGAGCAGCGUGGAGCUCCUGAACGAUCGCAUCAGCCGAAGCAGAGAUCAGGUGGACCAGCUUCGCUCAGAGCUGAUGCAGGAGCGUUCGGCGAGACACGACCUGGAAAUGGACAAGAGCGCGCUGGAGAGACAGGUGAAGGAGUUGAAGUCCCGCGUGGCCGACAUGGAGGGACAGCCUCGGCCUUCAGCUGGAAUCAGCCUGCUGGAAAACAAGAUCCAGGAGAUGGAGGAGAGACUACGCAGCGAAGAAAGAGAGAAGGCCAGCAUCCAGGGAGCUCAGAGACGAAUGGAGAGAAAACUGAAAGAGCUAAACGCCACCUUAGACCAGGAGAGGAGCCAACAUGUUGAGCAGAGAGAUCAGCUGACUCUGCGGGUGAAGGCCUUGAAGCGGCAGGUGGACGAGAGCGAGGGCGAGGUGGAGCGUCUGGAGGGGGUCCGCCGGAAGGUUCUCAGGGACCUGGAGGAGCAGCAGGAGCUGCAGGAGGCGAUGAGGGCCAAAGUCACGGCGCUGGAGGCCGAGCUCAAGCGGAAGUCGCAGCAGUCGCACCGCACGGCCCUGGGCUCGUCCACGCUGAGCUCCGAGGAAGAGGACGGCUUCUACGACGCCAACAUCACCUCCAUCCUCAACGAGAGCCACCUGCAGACCACCAACUGCUAGAAGAUUUACACAAAAAAACACCUUUUUAUGUUUUCAAACGGAGGCACUUGGGGCAUCCGGGCCUCGGCUGCUGCGCCCUACUAACUCGCCUCGGUUGGUUUUUAUUUUUAGCGCGGCGGUCCAACGGAGACAGGUUGUCAGGAUAAUUAGACUUGGAGCCUUCAGCUGUGAUCACUACUGUCAUGUUUUCUUCAGAUCUUUCUCUGUCAUGUCGAAAGAGAACCGGGUUUAACUUAGUGUGCUUUAUGUUUUCCAAAAUUUUUUUCUGUGUGUAUUUACCGUGGCAUGGUUCAGGUCAUACGGUGGAUUUGCAGCUUCAGAUCACCUCCAAACCAAAAAAAAAAACAAAACACGUUUUCUUACAGUUUCGUACCUGCCUGUGCAUGAUAACUAACAUCCGUCAGUGUUGUUUGCAGCUACGAGUGUUUCUUUGUGGUGUAAUAUGUUUUUUUAACCUUUUAAAUGUGACGAUUGCCGUACGGGCUGCUUAAACUGAGCCUAUAUUUUUUACACUGUAUUACCUGUGCAGACCUUUUACUCGAGACAAUCAGACGUAGUGACACUGUGUACCCUCAGAGACCAACUUAUCACGUGGUUUAAUAUAUCGGGAUGUGUUAAGCUUGAUUCUCGCGCAUGUCUUCACUGAAAUGCCUUAAAAAAACAACUUUAUUCUCAUGUCGUAGCUGCAUGUGUUGCGUUUGAAAGCUGCUGCUGCUGCUGUAAUGAUUUAAAUAGUGUUUCAUGAGCUUGCCCGCGCUUGCGUCUUCCUCCGUACAUUCCUAUUGGAAGGAUCAUUAGCUUAGAUUUGUUCCACAUUUCUUCUCGUUGCAUCGAGCUGUUCUAUUAUAUCCUCUCCUAAUGACAUUUUUGAUGGUGUUGUUGCAUUUUUAACAUGCCACUUUUAAACUUGCGAGGAUGCUGUUGAAUUUGAAGCGCGUUUACAAAGCUGCUGGUAGACGGAGCUUUGUAAGCCUCACGCGAAACUUUGACAGACAUUUUAAGCAGAUUUUGGACCCUGUGUACAAUAAAAAGAUGGAAUAUUGUUA